GGGAGCAGCAGAUAUGGCAGACGUGGAGCUGACGGUGGAUCUAACUGAGGACAUCAAACAGGAGGAUUCAGACGGUUCUCCGGCCGCAGAGGGAGAAGCGGAGCAAAAAAAGAACGUCAAUGGCGAUGAAACCAGGGAUGCAGAAGAAGCCCCUAAAGAGAAGCCAGAGCCCAAAGAGAAGAGUUCCGGGGGCCGAAAGUCAAACCGAUACCACCCCUAUAAAGACAGACAUGGCGGUUCAGGGGACAAGAAGAGUGGCCACAGAAACCGAGUGUUUAUUAGCAAUAUCCCGUAUGAUAUGAAGUGGCAAGCAAUUAAAGAUCUAAUGCGCGAGAAAGUUGGUGAGGUUACAUACGUGGAGCUCUUUAAGGAUGGAGAAGGAAAGUCAAGGGUAAGUGUUGGUGAAUCUGCGCUGUGUGAGGUUGAAAUCCCCUCCGCAGCAUCACUCUCAUGUGCUCAGGGCGAUACAUGUGACCUGGGUUUCUGCCGGUAGACCCGAUAUUGUUGACCUUUGACCUUGGGGAUAGUGUGUUGAUGUUUACCUCAGUAAAGACCAUUAUUUGGAUGUACUUUAAAUUGGUUGACACAUUUGGCUGGAGUCAAUUUCUCACAUUUGAUUUGACACAUUUGAUGAUUGCGCAGGUGUAUUUUGAUUUGGAAUUAAGAUUAUGCAAACUGACUUAUGAGACGCCAUCUGUCAGCUGUCCUUCCUAAACCCCCUUCAUGCUUCUGUCUGUUUGAUUGGUUCUUUCCUGUAACAACUGUAAGAUUCCGUUUUAAUCCGUUUUAUUUGCCCCUGGAUUAUUUUUUUUUUUACAUUUGUCCAUCUCACCAUAGAAACGUCCAAAUGAAAUUAAGCGAAAGCUGGUUUCUAAUUUAAAACCAAAUAUUUAUUCAGAAGCAUGUGUUUUAAUUGAUCUUUUUAAAGCACUAAUGAUAUGAAUCACAUUCACAUAUUUCUCUCAUUCUGAAAAUGUUUCAACUGCUUAAAUGAUUGUGUGGUGUUCUGAUUUUUUUGUUCUAUCUUGUCAUCCUCUGCAACUCUCUGGGCUGUGCUCCUGCAGGGCUGUGGGUAAGAACCAUUAUUAACUAUAACAAUAUCAUUAAAAAAAUUUCAAUUUUGAUUUCACAGCAAAAACUAAUAUGAUGUUGAACACACUCCUAUUGAAAAAGUAUUUAACCAAAAAAUUACUUGUUUACAGCGUAUCUUCUCGCUGGCCAAGUCAAUGAGAAACAGAACAGAGAGCACCAUCUUUCUGCUCUUCCUGUAUAUUACUUUAAUUCUUGUAAUCUACACAUGUUUAUGUAGUGGGCCCGACAGAAUUUGAGGGAUUUUUAAGUUGUUUCUUUAUGAACAAUACUGCAGUAAGACUAGUAUUAUUACCUUUUAUCUUUAAGUAUCCACUUGAUACAAAAUAACGGUACAUUUGACAUCCCUACUUCACACAAAUCAGUAAACGUUCCAUUGUUGCACGUAUGCUGACGGCUUUGCUUCUGUUGCAGUGUGGUUGAAUUCAAAGAUGAAGAGUUUGUAAAGAAAGCCAUUGAUGUCAUGAGCAAACAUGAUUUAAAUGGAAGACCACUGAACAUCAAGGAGUGUGCUCGAUGCUCAUGACGGUGUUUUCCCUGUAUGAGCCUUGGAGGAGCUUUAAAAGGAUCCUGACGGCGAGCACGCACGUCGUGUUCUGCAGAAAGCAGGGAGGAUGUAUGGUGGGGGGAGAGGGCAGGAUGCUGGCCCAGGGGGUAUGAAUGUACCCCCCUCCAUCAGCAACAACCCCAAUAUCCCCCCUGACAUCAUCAACGCACUGCAGGCUGGCCAUCUGGGGACCACUGUAUUUGUGGCCAACCUAGACUUUAAGGUGGGAUGGAAGAAACUGAAGGAGGUGUUUAGUAUGGCAGGAAUGGUGAGGAGAGCAGACGUGAAGGAGGACAAAGACGGGAAGAGUCGAGGGAUGGGGACAGUUACCUUUGAACAACCUCUGGAGGCUGUUCAAGCCAUCUCUAUGUUCAAUGGUCAGAUGUUGUUUGACAGACAGAUGCAUGUGAAAAUGGAUGAGAAAUCGCUUCCUGCAGAUGACUUCAGACCAGCAGAAAAACAACCCCAGUUACCCAGAGGUCUGGGGGGAAUCGGCAUGGGUUUGGGCCCCGGUGGGCAGCCGAUAAAUGCCAACAAUCUCAGUGGAGGAGGAAUGGGCUCAGUGGGACCUGGAGGAAUGGACGGACCAGGAUUCAGCAGCAUGAAUCGCAUGAGUGGAAUGGGUGGAGGCUUCUCUGGGAUGGAUGGAAUGGGAGGUUUUGGUGGCAGAGACAUGGGACCCAUGAGCCGAAUGGGAGAUAUAUAUCGGUCGGGAAUGGCAGGGAUGGACCGGGACUUUGGCAGGAGUGAUCUGGGAAUAAACCGUCCAUUUGGAGACUCAUUUGGUGGUCUCGGUGGAGGGUUUGGAGGAAUGGGGAAUGUAGGAAUGGGACCCAUGGCCUCUGGAUUAGGUGGAGGAAUGUGUAACAUUGGCAUGAACACUGGGUUUGACCGGAUGGGUGGGAAUAUGGACAUGGGCCGUGGCUUCGGCCAGUAUGGAGGCAGUUCUGGUCACAUGGGUGGAUUGAGUGACAGGGGAAUGGGGUCUAAGGGAGGAUGCCAGAUCUUUGUGAGAAAUCUCUCAUAUGAUCUCACCUGGCAGAAGUUAAAGGAGAAGUUCAGUCACUGUGGUCAGGUGAUGUAUGCUGAAAUAAAGAUGGAAAAUGGGAAGUCCAAAGGAUGUGGAACGGUCCGUUUUGAUUCUCCAGAGAGUGCAGAGAAAGCCUGCAGAAUGAUGAAUGGAACCAAAAUCAACGGACGAGAGGUUGAUGUUCGUAUUGACCGCAAUGCAUAAAACAGACAUCAGCACCACCCACAUAGCCCAGCUUUUUUGUUUUGUUUUAAAAACAUCAUAAAUUUAAUCACUGAACAAUUUCACCAGUCACUUGAAAUCAGUGUUUUUUUUGUUUUGUUUUUUUUGUAAACCCUUUUUAAGUUGUCUGGCACCAGUCUCUAUUUGAAUUAAUACAUUUUAAAAAUUAAAGGUGGCUGUUGUAAAUUACAUUUUUGGAUCUGAGUGGUCUGCUGGAUAUAGGGUUAUUUCUAACGAAAAAUGCCUGGGUCAUAUUUCUAAACCAUUAGAAAUGUAAAAUGUCUGAAUGUUUGGUUUUUGCAAUACAGUAAUUAGAAUUUG
Molecule: messenger RNA, 3209 nt
Organism: Myxocyprinus asiaticus (Chinese sucker)
Lineage: Eukaryota; Metazoa; Chordata; Actinopteri; Cypriniformes; Catostomidae
Product: myelin expression factor 2-like
Exons: 16
Coding region: 1704-2870 (388 amino acids)
Biological process (GO): regulation of mRNA stability involved in response to oxidative stress
Cellular component (GO): post-mRNA release spliceosomal complex; nucleus; cytoplasm
Molecular function (GO): mRNA binding
Source: RefSeq, a predicted model, not a curated record